Molecule: messenger RNA, 732 nt
Organism: Microplitis demolitor
Lineage: Eukaryota; Metazoa; Arthropoda; Insecta; Hymenoptera; Braconidae
Exons: 1
Coding region: 1-732 (243 amino acids)
Source: RefSeq, a predicted model, not a curated record
AUGGUUACUCUAAAAGCAAUUAAACGUCAACAAAAUUUAAAUAAUAAACGAACUAAUGAUAGAUUGUCAAUAAUAAACGAAAAUACAAGCCCAGAAAAUUCACAACAAACUACAUCACGUAGAGAAUCACAAAACCCUACACUAAAUUUACCUGUUGAUCGAAAUUCAAAAUCGCCUGAACGAAUAAAUUCAUUCAACGACCUGAACUUCGAUCAACAGAUAAAUUCAGCUGACGACGAAAAUUUCGAACAGAUAGAACAAAUAAAUUCAUUUAAUGACCAAAACUUUGACCAAAUCGAACAGAUAAACUCAUCUGAUAAUGAAAUAGACAUACGACGAAAUUCGACACAAUUAAAUUCAGACAGAAAUCAAAACAAAUCAAACGACAAUGCGAUCAUAAUAGCAAACGACAAUUUAUCUAACGAGGAAAUAGACUCUGACGGUAAUAUAUCUAUAAUUUUAAAUAGUUCAAACGACUACAGUAACGAGAACGUAUACGAAACAAGAGAUAACUUAGAAAUGCAGAAAAAUUGUUAUUUAUGUUUCAUUAACGCCGAUGGUACCGUAUCAAGCGAAAUCGGGAAACAGUUUUUAGUGUCAGGAUAUUUAAAAUCAAGCCCUUUAACUAAUUAUAAAACAGGUCAAGUAAUCAAAAUGGGAACAUCUAAAAAGAAAGUACUCGCGUUGGUAACUCAAAGUGAUAGUCGAGAUACACCAACUGAAAAAGAUUAG